Molecule: messenger RNA, 2855 nt
Organism: Megalobrama amblycephala (Wuchang bream)
Lineage: Eukaryota; Metazoa; Chordata; Actinopteri; Cypriniformes; Xenocyprididae
Gene: irx2a
Product: iroquois homeobox 2a
Exons: 5
Coding region: 819-2159 (446 amino acids)
Biological process (GO): cell development; neuron differentiation; regulation of transcription by RNA polymerase II
Cellular component (GO): nucleus
Molecular function (GO): DNA-binding transcription factor activity, RNA polymerase II-specific; RNA polymerase II cis-regulatory region sequence-specific DNA binding
Source: RefSeq, a predicted model, not a curated record
GGAUAUAUUAUUGAUCCUAUAUGUAAAAAUAAUAAUAAUGUUAAUAAUGAUAAUCAUAAUCAUGUGUGUAUUGUUUUGAUAUGUAUUUUAAAACAAAGGAAGGAAAAAUAGCUAAUUUAAUUGUACAUAAUUUCUUUGGAUAUUUAUUGAAUUCAUUACAUUAUAGCGUACGUUUUAAAAGAAAGAAAAAGCUAUUUUCUAUAGGCGUUACAAGUAAUAACAAAUGCAAUAUCAAUGUGCAAUUACAAGUAGCCCUAUGUACAUAUUUACAUGUAGUUUAUUAAUACUCUUGUGUGGUUAUGCAAAUACACUGUAAUGUACAACCAAAACCUCUUCAGCUAUGGUGGGAUUUUAUUUUUUUAUUUUUUUAAAUGACAAAUGAAGUGGCAUCAUGUCAUCCGUCAGCAACUGAAAUAAAUCAAAAAGAAAGAAAAAUGCAAUAGAUAAACGACGGAAACGCGACGACGAGAACGCACGGGCUGCUUUCUGUGCGGGUUUUGUUCCGGAAUUGCAUUUCACAGCGCGAGAGAGGGGGCGGAGAUGGAAUAUUUAGAUGAGCUGUGAUUGACAGCUCCUGUUUCUCCAAUGCUCUCAGAAACUCGCCUGCUCCUUCCAGCAACUCUUCACUCUCCACUCCCGAGCACUACAAACAAACGGACGCUAGGGGAUCUUCAUGACGGCACUCUGCUGAUCGCUCCUCUUUUGCGCUUUUAUUUAUUUUCUUUUAUUAGUUUAUCCCUGCGCUCGGCGGUUAAAUGCGCUGAUUCUAUCGAUCAGCCCGUUUUCUGCCUUUCCUCUACUGGAGAGAAACUAUAAUAAUGUCCUAUCCUCAGGGUUACCUCUACCAGCCCCCGGGCUCUCUGGCGCUGUACUCCUGUCCGCUGGCCGCCCCGAGGAGUGAGGAGCUGGCCCGGUCCUCGUCCGGUUCAGCGUUCAGCCCGUACCCCGGAUCAGCUGCAUUCACAGCCACGGCCAACGGAUUCUCCAGCCCUCUGCCCUACUCAACAGAUCCGGCCACGGGAUUCCCGUCCUACAUGGGGUCUCCGUAUGACGCGCACACUACGGGGAUGGCAGGAGCCAUAAGUUAUCACCCGUACGGGAGUCCCGGUUAUCCGUACCAGCUGAACGAUCCCGCUUACCGAAAAAAUGCCACGCGGGAUGCGACAGCGACGUUAAAAGCGUGGCUGCAGGAACACAGGAAAAACCCUUAUCCCACGAAAGGGGAAAAAAUUAUGCUGGCCAUCAUCACGAAAAUGACCCUCACGCAAGUGUCCACCUGGUUCGCUAAUGCCAGACGGAGACUCAAGAAGGAGAACAAAAUGACAUGGGCACCACGGAAUAAAAGUGAAGACGAGGAUGAGGACGACGGCGAUGGAGAGAGAAAAGACGAGCGCACGGAUAAAAACAUGGACAACAGCGAAGCGUCUGCGGAGGAUGAAGGCAUCAGCUUGCACGUCGAUGCCCUGACAGAUCACUCCUGCUCAGUGGAAUCGGACGGAGAGAAGGUCACGUGUAGGACCGGAGACCUGGUUUGUGAUUCUGGACCUGAUACCAAGGACAAAUGCGACGCGAGCGAUCUCGACACGGGCCGCGAGGAGAGGCAAAGAGGCCCGUCACCCAAGCCAGUGACCUCUUCCCCUCUGACUGGGGUGGAGGCCCCUCUCUUGACCCACCAUCACCGAGAGGACACCCGAAACAGCAGCAACAAAACAUGCCUGGACGGUCAAAACCAAACCGUCAAACCUAAACUAUGGUCAUUAGCCGAGAUCGCCACUUCGGACCCAAAGCAGCAUCAGCAGCAGCAGCACUUGGGACAGAACUGUCCCCCGGGCGUUGGCCUUUUGACCUCCACGGCGCCCAGCGCGUCCCCGGCGGGAGCAGUCUACCCCGCCACCUCCAUAUUAGGAAGACCUCUUUAUUACACGUCGCCGUUUUAUAGUAAUUACACAAACUAUGGCAACUUCAGCCCGCUGCAGGGCCAAGGGAUACUGCGCUAUAAUUCAGCUGGCGAGGGACUUCUGCACAAACAGAGUGGCGACCCCCUACUAAAGACUAAUCCAAACCAGACUGAACAACAUUUCAGGGCCUCCAAUGCAGAAUCCAAAAAAGACCCCACCGAGGUUUUCACAGUAAGACCCCAGUCUUACCUGUCGAGUUAAGCGAAAGACGAGGAAGAUCUUUCAAGUAGGUGUCACAAUUGCUUUGAACAAAGCGAACAAGCCAUCACCUCUCUCUCUCUCCCCAAGCUGUUUUAAACUAACAUUUGCUCUUUACGCGGAUCCUUUUGUGUGCCACUGUACACCCACGGACUACAGAGCACCUUCCUAUAUAACAAUAACACGUACGAUUACGGAAAAGAAAAGAAAAGAAAAGAAAAGAAAAGAAAAGAAAAGAAAAGAAAAGAAAAGAAAAGGCACAAUAGCCAGUCUGGUUUGGAUGAAACUUUCAUUUAUUGAUGAAGUACUUUUUUUUUCCCCCCCCAUAUGUGACUUUUCGAUGAGGAAACUUAUUUCUCAGGAUCCUUAUAGUAGCUUCAUUGCCACCGGUUACAGUAUAAACGCGGGGACAUUAUAACUUCCUAUAAGACUUUAUGUGCUAGAGGUGUGAAGUGUAAACGAGAACUCGGGACUGGUAUAAACUUGACUAAGAGUGGAAUACAUUUGAUAUUUAUUUUUGUAAUGCCUAUAAUUUAUGCAAGUUGUAUUGCAAUGGUAACUGAAAAUUGUUUUGUAAAUAAAUUAUGAUGGGUUUUUAUUUAAAAAAGCCGAAGUUACACAAUGUUGUUAACAUGAAGACUUUUACUAAUUUAUAUCUCUGAUUGUAAAUAAAAUGCGCUAGUCUGCACUGGCACCAUA